AAAUUUGAAACAGGUUCUCAGCCAAUACCUUCUUUACAAUUCCUGUCUCCUGCUUGUUACGGCCAUCUAAAGGACUUACAGACUCAAUGUUUUGAUUCAAAACGGUUCUUGCAUCUAAUUCCUGAUCAGCCAGUUGUCUGCAGCUUGCUACUCUGUAAUAGGAAUGAAACAGCAUGGGAUGAACUAAAGCUUGCUUGUCAAACUGCUGAACAUGCUUUGCAGUUAACAGUCAAAGAUCCAUGGAUUUUGCUGGGCGGAGGCUGUACCGAAACUCAUGUGUCCUCCUACAUAAAGCACAAGAGUUGUAGUGUAUCAGAAGGCACCUUGGAAGAUCUAGGCUGUUCUUCAGAGGAAUUCCACUUAGUAACUGAUUGUUUUUGCCACUCACUGGAGUCCAUUGCUCGCUCUCUGGAGCAUGACAGUGGUGAUGUUCUCACUGAUACCCAUUGGGGUCAUUCGUGGUCUAUUCCACCUAACAUUCCUAGCAACUCUGAAUGGUCAGAUUUUGUUCAAAAGUGUGGGUGUGGGGUUUGCAACAAACAGGAAGGCCUCAACUGGAAGAUGUUAAAUUGUCGUUCUGUUUCUUUCCUUCCCCAAAAUUGUGUGAAUGAGUCCUCUCUCACCUCUGCUGAUCAGCUUGUCCUAGAUUGUUUUGCCGCAAAACGGAACGGUUUGCAAGUUGCAGUUGAGACAGCUCAUCUCAUUUUAGAUAUAUCACAUAUAAUUGAAGAUUGUAAUUAGUUGCGUGUGCAUGUUCAGCAAGUGUGAUGUAUUUGUGCUGGCAUUUCUAGGCCUCUUUCCAACCACAUCCAGAAAAAAUUGUAACAAACAUUGGAAUUCUCAAGGUCAUGUUUGGUAUUUCCCAACAACCUGUUACCAGAAGGAAAAUGCAAUUCCUGCUGCGUUACUGAUCCCAGAGAAGCAUUUGCAUGUAUCCAGGUAUCCUUAGGGUGCCAUAGUUAUGGAUGAGAAAUAUUGGUUGCAAAGUUGACAUUUCUGGAUGUAAUAUAGAUAUUUU
Protobothrops mucrosquamatus (brown spotted pit viper) is the source of this 1018-nucleotide messenger RNA. Its product is annotated as McKusick-Kaufman/Bardet-Biedl syndromes putative chaperonin-like. The record is from RefSeq and is a predicted model, not a curated record. Lineage: Eukaryota; Metazoa; Chordata; Lepidosauria; Squamata; Viperidae. Gene Ontology annotation, cellular component: cytoplasm; nucleus; kinociliary basal body. The annotation marks the transcript as partial. Gene Ontology annotation, molecular function: ATP binding. Gene Ontology annotation, biological process: cilium assembly; developmental process; intracellular transport. The transcript is spliced from 4 exons.